AUGGGGACGGUGCAGGUGGAGGACACGGGGAGCGGAGGACACGGGGCCCUGCCGGCAUUUCGCCAUCGCACCGCGUCCCGGCUCAUCCCUGGGGCGGGCCCUGUCCCCACACCCUAUAAGUGCCACCACCGGCGGGUGACAACGCAGAGGACACCACUCCCCAGCAGGUUCUCGGAGGCCGACACCUUUGCAGGCUCUGCCAUGUCCCACGCGUCCACAGCAGCCCCCAGAGGCAGCGCCGGGAGCCCCCGGAGGUGCCAGGACCAUGCCCAGCGCCGUGAGCACCCGCUGGGUGUCACCGUGGGGGAGACCUCGGGGGACAGCGGCCCCGUGACGUCCGUCAUUGACCCCGACAUGGAGGCCUUGUUCGACGAGUUCCUGGGGAAAGUGAGAUUCGAUGAGGGGAUGACGACGACCACCUCGGUGGUCUCGGGGACGGCGCAGCCCUACCACUACACGGUGCGGGACACGGAGCACAAGGCGCUGUGCCUGCAGGGGGGGCGCCUGGUGGCCACCAGCCUGCAGGGUGCCAACGCCGCCCAGGAAGAAGCCAUCAGCGUGGUCCCCAACCGGCACCUGGAGCGCCGGCGCUGCCCCCUCAUCGUGGGCAUCCGCGGGGGCAGCCAGGCCCUGUCCUGCGGCACCGGCCAGCCCCAGCUGCGGCUGGAGGAGGUGGGGGUGCUGGACCUGUUCCACGCGGAGGACCACGCCAUGCCCUACACCUUCUACAAGACGUUCGGGGGCUCCACGCACACCUUCGAGGCCGCUGCCUUCCCCGGGCACUUCCUCAGCACCACCCCGCGGCCCGGCGAGGCGCUGGGCCUGGCCCCCCCGGCCGCCCAGGACGCCAUCACCUCCUUCUACCUGCACCGCAAGUGA
Molecule: messenger RNA, 879 nt
Organism: Cygnus atratus (black swan)
Lineage: Eukaryota; Metazoa; Chordata; Aves; Anseriformes; Anatidae
Biological process (GO): inflammatory response to antigenic stimulus; cellular response to lipopolysaccharide; positive regulation of gene expression
Molecular function (GO): interleukin-1 receptor binding; cytokine activity
Source: RefSeq, a predicted model, not a curated record